This is a messenger RNA of Penicillium maclennaniae, 1611 nucleotides long. RefSeq names its product cytochrome P450. The record is from RefSeq and is a predicted model, not a curated record. The coding region runs from base 1 to 1611 and encodes 536 amino acids. Gene Ontology annotation, molecular function: monooxygenase activity; oxidoreductase activity, acting on paired donors, with incorporation or reduction of molecular oxygen; heme binding. The transcript is spliced from 5 exons. Lineage: Eukaryota; Fungi; Ascomycota; Eurotiomycetes; Eurotiales; Aspergillaceae.
AUGCAUGGAAUUACAGAUUAUAUUCUUAGAAUCUUGUCCCAGCAUUGGCUGCUUGUGUCCGGGGCUACUUUACUCCUAUGGCUGGCCAAGAAUAGAUACCAAAAUGGGCUGAACAAGUACCCCGUUCCAUUCCUGGCAUCCGUCACAGAUUGGUGGCGCUUCUUUGAUGUCUAUGCACUGCACAAAAAGUACGGCGAUGUUGUUCGGCUGGGGCCGAAUACCCUCUCAUUCUCUGACCCCAGUGCCUUGAAAUCCAUCUACGGUUUGAACAAGGGCUUCGUCAAAUCGGACUUCUACAUUGUUCAACAAUCCGUUGCAAAGGGCCACCGUCUGCAAUCUCUCUUCAGCUCAACGGAUAAUGACUUCCAUUCGAGAUUCCGUAGAUGCGUCAACUCAGCCUUUGCAAUGUCGGCCUUGGUCCAGUAUGAACCUUUUGUUGACAACACCACCAAACUCUUCUUGGAGCAGACGAAGAAACUCUUCGUUGAUAAUGGUUCAGGAUGUGACUUUACCCAAUGGUUACAAUUCUAUGCCUUUGAUGUGAUUGGAGAAAUCACCUAUAGCAAAAGGCACGGCUUCAUUGAAAAGAACGAGGAUGUCGAUGGCAUCGUCGGAUACUUGACCUGGUUAUUCCUCUACGUUGCACCCGUCGGACAAAUUCCUUUCUUAGACCUACUCUUUCUCAAGAACCCAAUCUACCUCAAGCUCUCUCAGUGGGGGUUCAUCGAUGCCACCUUCCCCGUCGCACGCUUUGCAAACAAUCGCAUGGCCGAGCGCGUGCCAGACUUGACCAGCGAGAAGGCAGAGUCUCAGGCAGUAGGCGUCAAGUCCCCGGACCUACUUUCCAAAUUCAUGGCAGCCCAUGAAUCCCAUCCCGAAUUCAUGUCUCAAACUUUGGUACAGACCAUGGCGGUCAGUAUGGCAUUUGCCGGUUCCGAAACAACCGCUAUCAGUCUUUCUGCCGUUUUCUAUUUCCUGCUCAAGCACCCUAAAGCUUUAGCACGUCUCCGAACUGAGAUCGAUGAUGCUGCACGUGCUGGAGCCUUUGGAGACAACGAGACUGGCCUUGUCACCUGGCAUGAGAGCCAGCGCCUUCCCUAUCUCGACGCUUGCGUCAAAGAAGCUUUCCGUCUGCACCCAGCUGCCGGUCUUCCGUUGGAGAGAAUCGUGCCAGAGGGUGGUGCCGAGAUUUCUGGCCAUUUUGUCCCCGGUGGAACGAUCGUUGGUUGUUCGGCUUGGCUGAUCCAUAUCAAUAAGGGGGUCUUUGGUGAAGAUGCCGAGUUUUAUCGGCCGGAGCGAUGGCUACCAGAUGAGGAAGCUGCCAAGACGGAACUGGGCAAGGCUGCUGAAGAUCGUCGUAUCAAGGAAAUGAAUGGGACUAUGUUCCACUUUGGCAUGGGCUCAAGAACUUGUUUAGGGAAAAAUAUCAGUCUGCUGGAAAUUUACAAGCUAGUUCCCAGCAUGCUGCGGAGAUUUGAGAUUCAAUUCACCGACCCCAACCAGGAAUGGGAAUUGGUGAACGCUUGGUUCGUUAAGCAAAAGAACUUCACUACAUCUUUCAAACUUCGAGAGAUUGUCAAGGCAGAGGAUAAUGUCACCGCGUCUUCAUAA